This is a messenger RNA of Erythranthe guttata (spotted monkey flower), 1347 nucleotides long. RefSeq names its product RPM1-interacting protein 4. NCBI's taxonomy places the organism in Eukaryota, Viridiplantae, Streptophyta, Magnoliopsida, Lamiales, Phrymaceae. The record is from RefSeq and is a predicted model, not a curated record. Gene Ontology annotation, cellular component: plasma membrane.
AUUCAUUUCAUCUCUCUCUCUCUCUCUACUCUCUCUCUCUAGCUGUUGAUCGUGAAAUUCCUGCAGAUAUUUUCUUCUCGGCAGCAUUUUGACUGAUCUCCAACACUUGCUUGCUUGCAAUUCGGAAUCCUAGUAGUUUUGAUUUUGCUUCUCUGCUGUUCUGUUUUGGGGUUUCCGUUCCAGCUCGACGAAGAAUUAAAAAUGGCUCGUUCGAAUGUGCCACAAUUUGGCAACUGGGAAAGCGAAGACAACGUACCUUACACAGUUUAUUUCGACAAGGCAAGAAAAACUAGAGGUGGGAAGAUGAUAAAUCCAAAUGACCCCGAAGAAAAUCCUGACAUGUUCCCUAAUAAUAAUGAUCAUCCACCUCCUGCCCCUUCAGCAAUGGGAAGGGGGGCCGUCAGACCAACCCCUGAGCAUCGCGUGAGCAAAGAAGACGGGCAGUACAACAAUUCUCCAGGUCGGGUUGAAAAUAUGGGUCAGAAAACUGGAAACGAAUCAAAUUACGGCGGCCGGGGCCAGAGGUCGGGUCGACCUACUAGAACUAGUGGAGGAUCCGAGCAAAGCUUCGAGCGUUCACCACUUCAUCCACAUUAUCAGGCAAAAGUUGCGGGUGGGAGAGGCGGUGGAUCUCCUUCUUGGGAAGGAAAGAGCCAUGAUAAUAGCUAUGGUAUACCUGGAAGAUCCCGCAUGAAGCCGAAUACUCGAGGAGAUGAAAGUCCAGAAAAAGGUGCAGCUGUUCCGAAAUUCGGUGAAUGGGACGAAAAUAACCCCGAGUCGGCUGAGAAUUUCACUCACAUUUUCAACAAAGUGAGGGAGGAAAGGACUACUGGGGCUGGAAAUGCCCCCGGUACCCCUAAACAUCCGUCUUAUGGUGGACGUGGUCAACAAGUCAACGACCAAAAGAAAUGCUGCUUUCCUUGGUGGUAGAGUAAGAAAGUCACUAGUAUCUAUUAAGUGUUACAAAAAACUAUUUUCCGAACAUGUAAAAAGCUUUGGACGGAUAUUCUGCUGCAGCGGCAGUACAUUGCUUCAGUUUGUUGUAUGCUUUUUUUUUUUUUUUUUAUUUAUUUAUUUAUUUUAUAAUUUAUUUUAAGUUUGCUGCUUCAUCAUCGUUAUCGUUGUGAUUUCGAGGUAAUGAUUUACGACUAUUUUGUUUUUUAAGUUCCAUUCUUCCACUUGUACUUUGGCUGAAAUAGAGAGUUUGCUUGCCUAUGUGUAGAUUCUUUUAAUCUGUUGUGCUUGGCUUUUACUAAAAUGGAUUCAUUUGCUCCUUUUUUGCUCUAUCUUGUUAUUGUGUGAUUUCUUGAAAGCUGCUAUUUUUAGAUAAGUUUGUUAUGCCUUCUU